Cooperia oncophora is the source of this 501-nucleotide messenger RNA. NCBI's taxonomy places the organism in Eukaryota, Metazoa, Nematoda, Chromadorea, Rhabditida, Trichostrongylidae. The record is from the annotation of a GenBank genome assembly.
AUGUAUUGGAAUUCAGACGUAAAUCUUUCGAAAGACAUAGAUUCGCCAAGGAAUUUGCGGGAUAUUCUGGCUCCGGAGAAUCCAUCUAGUUGUUAUAUUAUACAUCCAUGCAGUGCUGAACUGCGGAUGGAACGGAACUCAAGUAAAUUUCCUUUGAAGGGGCCAACACCGCGAUUCAAAUUUUUCCUUCGACCCGAGAAGAUAACAGUGGAAAUGAAUCGUCGGCAAAUAGCCGAGCUGCGGGCCCUGAAUAGGGAAUGGGCGCGCGAUUUGAACGAGCCCGUCAAACAUAGAAAAAUGGUCGGACGAUUGACGCACUGUCGAGAGAAUGCCGCUGCUUGGUGGCGAUUCGCUUACAAUCGAGUUAGCGACGAUACUCGUCGUGUGCAGUCGCGACGCUCUUGGCAUUUCGCUUUGACACGAGCUCGACAUCUGAAUGCUUACUGUAGAGCAUAUCGACGGCGUCUCUUAGCCAUGAUAGAUGAGCCUCCCACUCCGUAA